AUGGAAGGGUUCAAUCUUGAGGGGCUAGAUUUCGAGGCUCUGGAUGGCGCAGGCCAGGCAGCUGCUCCUGCAAGCGCUCCAGAGCGAGCCGCGUGGAGUUCAGCGAGGAGCGGGACGAGCCCCGACGCGGCCUCAUUGGCUGAGUCCAUCUUUUCCCCGGCGACGCUCACGGUGCGUAGCCCGGCAGCCCUGCCUGGCAACGAGACGGCGUUCGAGUCUCGCGCGCCAGCGGCGAACUCAUGCCCGCUCGCCUCUUGCCAAAGGCGUGUCUUUGACGGCGCUGCGUCGUCCUCUCUGCAGACCGAGCGGCAGACGCACGCAGCUCUCUCCGUGUCUCAGGACGGCGCCAACGCAGCGGCCGCGCUUGCUGACGCUCACUCCGCGCACGCCGCCAGCGCCGCAGGGGGGAAGCCGCGGCGGCAGUGGUCCGCGUUCACGCGCGCCGCGAGCCACGCGCCCGCAGCGAGGAAGGACAGCGAAAGUGCAGGCGCCAGGGACGGCGCUCGAGGUGUACGUGCACUCGGCAGUGCCCCCCCCCCUGCGGGGAGGCAGUGGGCAGACGGGCGCGCGGGCGUGGCUCCACCGGCUCCACAGAGCCGGCUGGGCAGUUCGCCGGCGCAGUGUCAUUCGAGUCAGGGAGUCCACGCGCGGGAUGCGUCGGCUAGCUUCGCGGCGAGCCUAGCCACAAAAGUAGAAGAGAGCGGCGGAGUCGCUCGGCGUCUCGGUCCGCAUGUCUCUGCUGCCGAGGCGCCAUCAUCUUCUCGGGUUCGCUCUUGGUGCAGCCUAGGAAGGGGCUCAACGUCGAUGUUUUCGGCCGACACGCGCGCGGCUGGGCGCAACAGACAAAGUCAGCAUUCGAGUCAAGCUCAGCAGCAUGCAAGUUUUGUGAGUGCGCAGACAAAUACAGAAAGUGGCCCUGGACGCGUCCCUGCCGUGGGCGCGAUCUGCAAGGACGGUGACGACUUGGGGUGUCUAGACAUCUCCCCCGAGGCGUCCGCGCGAUCCUGGGGAAGUCCUUUCAGCGCCGUGUUGCGGAGUGAAACGAAGGCCCAGCUGAGCUUUUCUUCGCACCCAGAUACUGCGCGUUUUUCAGUUGGUAGGAAGAUAUCCGGAGAGGAGAAUUUUUUGGGUCUUGCAGCGCGUGACUCGCGACCCGCUCCCUGGGGUCCGUCUGGGUUGAGCGACCGGCGCGGCCGCGAGCCUCUGCUUCAGGAUGCGCAGGCGUUUGGUCGCUCUCCAGUCCCCAGACUCUUCGCAGGUUCCUCCACUCCGCAGCGUGACGCGGCUGCGAGCCAGCCGGUGUUUGGCGCAGUUUCAGCUUCCCGCUCGCGAAUCCGCGGCUGCGGCCUGCAGGUCAAGCCGGAGCGGCGAGGUGUAUGUACGCCGCAGCACGGGGCCCAGACGGCGCGCUUCGAUCGAAGUCAGGCGGCGGAACGAGGAGUGCGAUUCGUGGGCGAAGGGCGAACCGAGGCCAACGACGCGGACGCAGACGACUUGCAGUGGGACCGCGCAGACGAUGAAGUCCUCGAAAGCAAACCGAAACCUUCACCCAGACUCGCGGGCCCUGCGGGCCUUCUGCUCAGCCGCAUGCAGCAGGCCGAGACUGCGAAGCGUUUGAAGACAGAGGGCGCGGCUUCGCCGAACGGAGGCGUAAACUUCGGGAGUCUCACCGGGCCCAACGGGGCUGCGUCUCUCGCCAGAAGAGCGCUUUUCACUCCCACUUCAGAAGAGAUCGAGUGCCUCGACAGCGACGAGGAGGACGCAGAGCUCGAGAGGGCGCCAGACCUGAGCCGGAGCGUCGCGUGGAUAAAGGCCCUAUUCUUCGCGGCGCUGCCGCUCGACGAUUUUCAUCUGGGUAUAAUCGCAACCGCCCCGGACUCCGCUGCGGUCAGCCGAUCUUUUCUGUAUCGAGACAACAUCGCCUCCAUCCUCAGCCGCGUCGCGCCGGCAGCCUACAAGGUCGCGCAGCUUCUCGCGGCCGUCAAGGUCUCGUUCGCCCGUCCGCGAAGCGGCGACGGCACCAAGAAUGAGGAGGCUGAGGAAGCGCUGCUGCAUCUCUUGGACCCCACCGGCGUGAUGCCCGCCGUCGUCCACAGUCGGGCGAUGGCCUCCCAGCCGAACCUUGCCGCAGGCUCCGCAAUGCUUCUGCGCGACGUCACGGUCUUUCUUUCGGACUGCCGUUUGCCUUGCCUCGCGAUCACGCAGGCGAGCAUCGUGCGCAUCUUCCCGCCGGAAGACUGGACUCCUGCGCUGCAGGCGGCCUUCGUCACCGAGCGAGACAAAGAGCUGAGCGAGUCAUCGACAUCGGAGGGGUCGCUCAGCGUUUCGAUGGGGGGGGGGGCGCCCUCUGUUGGCGCACAAACUCAGGGGCGAGCGCGUGGAGGAUCUCGAGAGCGACCGCAGAGCGACAGUUUUGCGGACGCGCAGAAGACAAGUCAGGGGUCAGUGCCCAGCAGCGCCUCUCGCUGCGAUGUGAAACAUGAAGCGGAGCUCCACGCUUGCUCCAAGCCAGCACACGGGGCGACAUCACGCGAGGCAGCUACGCAGCACGUCCACAUGAGUCCAGUGGAAGUUGACGACGUGUCGUCGCUGAUUGACGACUUGGAAACGCUGGAGGACCCCGACGCUGCGGCGGCGCCCAGCGUCCAUGCUUCGCAAGGCUCACCGUGCGCAGAAAGCGCAAACACUUCGCAUGCGCAGUCCGGGGCUUCGGGGCUCCCGACAUUCGCGCUCAGUCCGAGCAACGGAGGAGGAGGCUGUUCAGAGUCCGCAGACAUGAACGGGCGGUCGAUCGUUUUUAGAGAGGGGUCAGCUCCCCGCGUAGAGAGAGCCGCGGGGGACGGCGGCUUGCCCGUCUCUAGCGUGGGCAUGCGUACCGAUGGCAACGAACUUGAGGCAGCGCUUCAACAAGCGGCGAUGCAGUCGCCUACGCGCCGGCGCAACGGCGAGUGUGAAGCAGCACGCCGUCAGCUGGGUGCUGUUGAGGCGUCUCCUGGCUUUCUAGGAAGCCAGGAGACGCACGCGGCUGGCGCGGUAGCUGCAGGGAGGGGGCAAGCGGCGAGUUGCAGCGAAAGUGGUGCCGCUAUCGAGGCCGCCGCAAAUGACCCUCUCGUCGAGUUGCUGGAUAUUCUUCUGGACGAUCCCGAGACAGGGUCGCUGUAA
Messenger RNA from Besnoitia besnoiti, 3162 nucleotides. RefSeq lists its product as uncharacterized. The coding region runs from base 1 to 3162 and encodes 1053 amino acids. Gene Ontology annotation, biological process: recombinational repair. The record is from RefSeq and is a predicted model, not a curated record. Lineage: Eukaryota; Apicomplexa; Conoidasida; Eucoccidiorida; Sarcocystidae. The transcript is spliced from 10 exons.